AUGUCUUCGACGGAUUAUAACUACGAUGAACAGGGCCAAUUCUUCCCGUUCUUCAUCCUCACUCUGUCUGCGCUCGUAACUCUUCCACUUACAUAUACUCUCCUUAAACCCAACAAAGAUCUGGAAAAUACUGCGCCGCGGAUAAAGUCUGACUUUCGUCCUCAGAAUGGAGACAUUAUCCAGAAACAAAAGCAGAAACUCCUGCGGAAGGAACGCCGGUUGAAGCGCAUAUUCACUGUCCUAGGUGGAUAUGCAGUAAUGGCAUGGAUGGUCUAUUUGAUUAUCGUCACCGCUCGGACUUCCCCCAAAAUAUGGGACCCUUAUGAAAUUUUGGGAAUUUCAAGAAGCGCCAACGAGAAAGCUAUUUCCAGACACUUUAAAAGGCUUUCCCUCCGGUUUCACCCAGACAAAAUCAGACCGGAUCCAAACAAAAAUGAAACCAUCGAAAGCUUGAACGACCAUUUUGUCGAAUUGACCAAGGCGUACAAGGCCCUGACUGACGAGGAAAUCCGCAACAACUAUAUCCAAUACGGACACCCAGAUGGCAAGCAAAGCUUUAGCAUCGGUAUCGCGCUGCCAAAAUUCAUCGUCACAGAAGGAAAUGGUAAAUACGUCCUUUUGGUAUAUGGUCUCUUACUCGGCGUGCUCUUGCCGUAUGUUGUUGGUAAAUGGUGGUAUGGAACACAGCGAUAUACGAAAGAGAAAGUCCUUGUUGCAAGUGCUGGCAAUAUUUUCCGAGAGUAUAAGGAUGACCUGGUUGGCGGAGGUAUAAUCAGCGCUCUUAGUUCCGGCGAAGAGUAUAAGCAGAUGCUAAAGGACGAAAACGCCGAAUCUGGGCUUGCUAAAGUUGAAAAGAAAAUUCUUUCUGAUGAUGAUUCAACAGCCCCUGGGACAUCUCUAACACCCAAGGAUCGGAAGUUGUUAGCUGAUCUGGAAAAUGCAAGUAGAAGGAAAGCUCUCGCAUUACUGUGGGCGUACCUGGGUAGAGUUGAGCUUGAUGAUCCCAAUCUGAAUGAAGAGAAAUUUGGAGUCGCCCCCACAGCGUUUACCCUCAACGAUUCUUUUUCGUCUAUUGCGCUUGCUUUCGGCAGCCUACAGCCAAUCCUUGGGUCAUUCCACAUGUCACAAUACCUCAUCCAGGCCAUUCGCCCUGGUGGUUCACCUCUUCUUCAAUUACCUCAUUUUACGCCGCAAAUCGUUCGGUCGAUCGAAGGCGAGGAUUCGAGGAGCCACAUGUCAAUUUCACAAUAUAUGGCACUUCCUGAGCACCAGCGACGAAAGCUGUCCGUGGGUAAAAACCUGCUAACCGAACAACAAUACGCAAGUGCCCUGUCUGUCGUCCAGCAAAUACCUGUCCUCCACGUCUCGAAAUCAUUUUUCAAAGUUGUAGGUGAAAAAGUGGUGACCCCAAGUAGCUUAGUUCAGCUCAUCGUCAAGGCGCGGUUUAUUCCACCAGGCUCAAAGAAUAUUCCGGAGGUCGACGAGCGUGACCUUGAAUAUGUUGACCCAGAUGAAGAUGACGUAGCAGCCAACAAAUCCUUAGCAAGAGGAAAGGGUGGGAAAGAAGACCUGGAAUACAAAAUCCAGCCGCCACUUGCCCAUGCUCCUUACUAUGCUCGCGAUCACUCUCCAAGAUGGCACAUUUUCCUCGCUGAUUCCAGGCAAGGCAGAAUGGCCGUCCCUCCCUUCACCUUCACCACAUUUGACAAACCUAUUUUCGACAAAGAUGGAAAGCCCACCUUCAACAUGCAAACAUUGAAAAUGCAAUUCCAAGCCCCUCCCCAAGUCGGCAAAUUCCACUUCUCUCUUCACAUUGUCUGCGACAGUUACAUCGGAUUCGAUACUGUUAGUGAGACCACGCUUGACGUUGAGGAUUUUGCCAAGGCUGCUGCCCUGGAGGAAGAAGACGAUAUUUCCGAGCCCGACGAAGACUCUAUUGCCGGCCAAAUGCAAGCUCUGAAGACUGGCACGGCCCCUCGCAAGAAGCGGGUACCCAAGAAGCAAGCGGAUGAGUCGAGUGAGGAUGAUGAGAGCGAUACCGACGGUGAUAAUGCGGAAAUGAGUGAGACAGAUACGGAAACAGAUACGGACGAGGAAUAAAAGGAUUUUAAUAUCAAAUAAUAUCGAUUUUAUAUUUCUGUGCUGCUUUUAUUAUUUAUCCACCAUUCUUGUUGUUGUCAAAAUCAAAGUUCAAAUACCUACCCUGUUAGAGGCGUGAGAUAAUUUUGCACUUUUUUUCUAUCUGCUUCUUCCCGUUUUUCAUUUUCAUUUUUUAUCUUUAGCUUUGCUUAUGCCAACUGUGGUUUCAUAUAUUCUUAUCUCUGCUCCCCUACCAUGACCAUUUGAACGGUUUGGUUUUACGCCAUAAUAAACACGAUGCAUGGUAUCUCUCAGUCUCUC
Histoplasma capsulatum G186AR is the source of this 2400-nucleotide messenger RNA. RefSeq names its product translocation protein sec63. The transcript is spliced from 6 exons. Gene Ontology annotation, cellular component: Sec62/Sec63 complex. Gene Ontology annotation, biological process: post-translational protein targeting to endoplasmic reticulum membrane; SRP-dependent cotranslational protein targeting to membrane. Gene Ontology annotation, molecular function: RNA binding; transmembrane protein transporter activity. Bases 1 to 2100 code for a protein of 699 amino acids. The record is from RefSeq and is a predicted model, not a curated record. NCBI's taxonomy places the organism in Eukaryota, Fungi, Ascomycota, Eurotiomycetes, Onygenales, Ajellomycetaceae.